GAGGAUGAUGGCCAGGCCAAGGUCACCUGCACUCGCUUUGAUGUCGUGCCAGGGUCGAGUGCGUGGACUGGUGGUGCUAUGGAUGGUUCAAGUUGACGGGCAGCCAAGAUAUCGCGACUGGCAAAUUGAGGUGUCUAGUCGUGCGCCUUGUGUUCGUCCUGACUUCUUGGGACGAACCUGUAACGCGCACACUCCCGGUGCUCUGGAUCUUGAUGGGCCCCAAUGCGAUACUAUCGAGUCCAGUGGGAGAUGGGAGCAUGGAACCGGACCUGAGAUACCGAGACAGCCCAAAGACAGAUCGAGAAAAAAGCGUCAGUUGCGGGGAUUCGACAGAUACCACUCCAAGUUUCUAAUUCCUACUGGGCAGACGCGCGAUGCUCCCCAGCACUGUGAGGGGAAGAAGGCAUGCAUGUGCAGACGACGUGAGGUCUUGGAGGAGCCAGAGGGCUAUGCGGACUGCGGAGGUGCUGAAAAUGCGGUGGACCAGCAUAUCGAGACGGCCUCUUACUGGCUGGACGCACGCUGGCUGUAUGCGGAGCUUUUCCUGUUGUGGUGCCCUUGCCAGGCCCCGGCUCAUGCCAUCAAAUGA
Molecule: messenger RNA, 589 nt
Organism: Neurospora crassa OR74A
Lineage: Eukaryota; Fungi; Ascomycota; Sordariomycetes; Sordariales; Sordariaceae
Exons: 4
Coding region: 5-589 (194 amino acids)
Source: RefSeq, a predicted model, not a curated record